This is a messenger RNA of Mesitornis unicolor (brown roatelo), 476 nucleotides long. Its product is annotated as general transcription factor IIE subunit 1. Gene Ontology annotation, cellular component: transcription factor TFIIE complex. The record is from RefSeq and is a predicted model, not a curated record. The annotation marks the transcript as partial. The transcript has a single exon. Gene Ontology annotation, biological process: transcription open complex formation at RNA polymerase II promoter; transcription initiation at RNA polymerase II promoter. NCBI's taxonomy places the organism in Eukaryota, Metazoa, Chordata, Aves, Mesitornithiformes, Mesitornithidae.
UACAUGAAGCUCAAGAUCUGAACCUGCUAUGACUGACCCAGACGUCCUCACUGAGGUCCCAGCAGCUCUCAAACGCCUUGCCAAAUACGUGGUGCGUGGCUUUUAUGGCAUUGAACAUGCUUUGGCUCUGGACAUUCUCAUCAGGAACCCCUGUGUGAAGGAAGAGGACAUGUUAGAGCUCCUGAAGUUUGAUAGGAAGCAAUUGCGAGCUGUCCUCAACACUCUCAAGGGUGACAAGUUCAUCAAAUGCAGGAUGAGGGUAGAGACGGCUCCAGACGGCAAAACCACCCGUCAUAACUACUAUUUCAUCAACUACCGCCUUCUGGUUAAUGUGGUGAAAUACAAGCUGGACCACAUGAGGAGGAGGAUUGAGACAGAUGAGAGAGACUCCACCAAUCGCGCCUCUUUUAAAUGCCCUAUUUGCUUCAGCACUUUCACGGACUUGGAGGCCAACCAGCUGUUUGACCCCAGGACAG